UUCUCUGAUCCUGGACCGGGUCCAGGUCUGGGUUCAGGUCUAUAAGAGUCCACGGCAUCGCAGCUCAGACGUCGGUUCAUCAUGAAGACACUGGUGUUUCUGCUCGUCGCCGUCGCUGUUGGCGACGCCAAGGUGUUCACCCGCUGCGAGUGGGCGCGCACGCUGAAGCGUUAUGGGAUGGAUGGUUUCCAUGGCGUCAGCCUGGCCGACUGGGUGUGUCUGUCCAAGUGGGAGUCGGAUUACAACACCGACGCCAUCAACCAGUACAACUGGGACGGGUCCAAAGACUACGGAAUCUUCCAGAUCAACAGUCGUUACUGGUGCAGCAACGGCGGCGUCAGCUCAGCCAACGGCUGCGGGAUCACAUGCAAUGAACUUCUGGGUGAUAACGUUGCUGUUGCCAUCAGAUGUGCCAAACGUGUGGUCCAGGACCCCAACGGUAUCCGAGCCUGGGUGGCCUGGAGGAGUCACUGUGAAGGACGAGACCUGAGCUCAUACGUGGCAGGAUGUGGAGUUUAAGGCCCGGGACCAUGUGACCCAGGACCACAUUAGUCCAGACC
Molecule: messenger RNA, 560 nt
Organism: Sphaeramia orbicularis (orbiculate cardinalfish)
Lineage: Eukaryota; Metazoa; Chordata; Actinopteri; Kurtiformes; Apogonidae
Product: lysozyme C-like
Exons: 5
Coding region: 82-519 (145 amino acids)
Molecular function (GO): lysozyme activity
Source: RefSeq, a predicted model, not a curated record